GUUGUUCUCUCGUCUUUGUGUAGCCGGUGUAUUCUACACACAUCUGUGCGCGUUCCCCUAUCGCGAAUACGAAAGAGGCCGCUGCAUGGAUGACGAUGGGACGCCUCUGCGCACAGGAAUGUUCAGACUGCCCCAAUCCAGGCGGAGUCUGGAACAAAAUACCGGACAUUUCGUGGUGGUAACGUAAUCAUCAUCAUCACCACCACUACCACCACCAUCAUCGGGAGAGUAAAAAACAAACUCCGCAGAAGCAGCAAGUGGCUCUCAAGGCCCGUGAAGUGAGCGUGAAAGAAUAAGUGGGGGGUGGGGGUAGCGAUAGGAAUUUUGGAACGGGUUUCUCGCACGUACACACACUCACUCAUCCACGCACUAACUCAUCCACGCACUCACUCAUCCACGCACACACGAGCCUCCACGUAGCAAUAAGCGCAGUCAGCAUUGCCCGCAAGUCGCCGAGUUGAGUAAGACUGCUGCUGCUGCUGCUAUAAGAGAAAGUAAGAGGACGAAAAAAAGCCAUUCAAGGAUGAAGCUCCCGCUCAUCACCCUGCCACUCCUCCUGCUCCUCCUCAUCAUCCACUUGUGUCUCGCUCAUGAACUCCUGCGGAGGAGAAGUCAGCGGAGAGAGAACGGCAGGGUAAUCCGACAAAUCCAGCGGCCCAGGCAGUCUUCCCAGGCCAGGCAACCCUCGCAGGCCGGGCAACCGGGGCAACCGGGGCAACCGGGGCAACCGGGGCAACCGGGGCAACCGGGGCAAUCGGGGCAACCCGGGGAGCAGGCCAACGGCGGAUACAAGCUGCGUCUUGCCGGCUACCCGCGCAAGCCGUUUGAGGGUCGCGUGGAGGUGUUCCACCAAGGCGAGUGGGGCACGGUGUGCGAUGACGACUUCUCGAUGGAGGCGGCCAACGUGGUGUGCCAGGAGGCGGGAUUCAUCGGGGCCAACGGCUGGGCGCAUAGCGCCAAGUACGGCCGAGGAAUAGGGAGGAUUUGGCUGGACAACGUGCACUGUCGUGGAAGCGAGCAGAGCCUGGCGGAGUGCGUCUCGCGCGGCUGGGGCAUCAGCGACUGCAACCACGACGAGGACGUGGGUGUCGUGUGCAAGGAAACGCGCCUCAAGGGCACCCCGGAGUUUAACGUCAUCGAGACCGUGCACGACAACCGCUUGGAGGAUGUGCGCCUCCGCCCCAUCCUCCCGGCUGCCAAGAAGCGGCUGCCCGUGACGGAGGGCGUCGUGGAGGUCCGCUACAUGGGCUCAUGGCGCCACGUGUGCGACGAAAACUGGACCCCGCGUAACAGCCGCGUCAUCUGCGGCAUGAUGGGAUUCCCUGCCGAACGCAAAGUCAACCGCGUGCUCUACAGGCAUUUCUCUGAGCGUCAGCAGGAGAGGCCGAGUUUCCUGGUGCACUCCCUCAACUGCACGGGCACCGAGUCGCACAUCACUGCGUGCCAGCACGACCUCCUGCCACUGGGCCCCAAGGCCCACAACAGCUGCCUUGCUGGAAUGCCGGCCAUUGUGAGCUGCGUGCCAGGCCCUGCCUACUCGCCCGGUGUCGCCUUCAAGAAGAUCUUCAAGUCGGAGGUCCCGAUGGUGCGCUUGAAGGGCGGGGCGAUGACGGGUGAAGGCCGGGUGGAGGUGCAGCGCGGUGGAGAGUGGGGGACCGUGUGCGACCAGCGCUGGAGCACCGUGUCGGCGAGCGUCGUGUGUCGCGAGCUCGGCUUCGGCAGUGCCAAAGAGGCCCUCACGAGUGGCCGCAUGGGCCAAGCCAUGGGUCCCAUCCACAUGGCGAUGGUGCAGUGCACGGGGCAGGAGAGGAGCAUCUUCGACUGCCCGCAUGGAAAUGCCUCGGACCACGGCUGCGGGCACCAUGAGGACGCGGCGGUUCGCUGUCACGUGCCCGCCAUGGGCUUCGAGAAGCGGAUCCGCCUGCAGGGCGGCCGCAACCGCUUUGAGGGCCGCGUGGAGGUGCUCACGGACGGGGGCCUCAAUGGGACGCUUCACUGGGGCACGGUGUGCAGCGAGGGAUGGGGGAUGCUCGAAGCAUCCGUGGCCUGCCGCCAACUCGGCCUGGGCUACGCCAGCAUGUACCUGCAGGAGACGUGGUACUUUGAGGGCAGCCCCCUCCACGACCAGGUGGUGAUGAGCGGAGUGAAAUGCGUGGGCUCCGAAAUGUCACUGCAGUACUGCCGCCACCACGGCGCCGACAUCGCCUGCCGGAAGGGCGGAGCGAGGAACGCGGCCGGCAUCAUCUGCUCAGAGAUGGCGCCGGACUUGGUGCUGAACGCGCCACUGGUGCAGGUGUCCUCGUACCUGGAGGACCGGCCCCUGCACCUGCUCUACUGCGCCGCCGAGGAGGACUGCCUGGCCCAGAGCGCGCGCAACAUGCACUGGCCCUACGGGCAGCGCCGCCUGCUCCGUUUCUCGUCGGAGAUCCACAACCUGGGCCGUGCGGACUUCCGCCCCAAGGCUGGACGGCACUCGUGGGUGUGGCACGAGUGCCAUCGCCACUACCACAGCAUGGAGGUGUUCACCCACUAUGACAUUCUGAGCACAAACGGCACAAAGGUUGCAGAGGGGCACAAGGCCAGCUUCUGUUUGGAGGAUACCGACUGCCAAGAAGGAGGACAGAAGGUGUACGAGUGUGCCAACUUUGGCGAGCAAGGCAUCACGGUGAACUGCCACGACACCUACCGGCACGACAUUGACUGCCAGUGGGUGGAUGUCACCGACCUCAAGCCUGGAAACUACAUUUUCCAGGUUGUCCUUAACCCCAACUACGAAGUGGCCGAGACGGACUUCACCAACAAUGCAAUGAAGUGCAACUGCAAGUAUGACGGGCACAGGAUAUGGAUGUACAACUGUCACGUCGGUGACGCUUUCAGCGACGAAGUGGAGAAGAUAUUUGAGAAUUACCCGGGCCAGUUGAACAACCUCAUUAGCUCAUUUUAAAGAGGCAGUCCUGAUGGACGCCUCAGAGGCCCAGGGACACACAAUGCAUACUCUUGGGAUUUUCACAUAAGACGAUAAGGGCAUGAGACUUUAAGGGAUUCUCCAAUUUACUGAAGAAUUUGGCCAUUCCAACAGUAUUCAGGCAAUGACGGAGUAAACAAAACCUUACUAUGAUAAUGAAAACACGAGUAUUUAAAACUUGUAAUCUCAGAUGGGUUUAAAUCCACCUUGUUUCCACUACCCAUUGAAGUGGUGCAGAUUUUAUUUGUUGUCUUUAAUCGGUAUUUUACGAUUGAUUUUUUUUUUAUGUUUAACACGACAUUUUGAUAACAUGAAAAAUUAUGGACCAGCGUAAGGUAAAAAGUCAAUGACGUACAGGUGCUUUUCAUCGCAAGGGAUUUUCAAAAUAAAUCAAUUAAAUGUGUUGCGAUGGUACAUUUACAGCACACUCGAGUGUCAUAGAAAAAAAUAAAUGCUGACAUCACAAAUAUACUCGCAUGUGACUGGCCCGCAGCCUACCACGACCCUUUCCAAGGUGAGAGUCGUACAUUCCUGAAGAUACAGGCCUUGUUUUAAUCGGUGCUGUACUGGUCAAAGUACCAAGGGAUAGUCCAGUUCCACAAUGAGGUACUAAAAUAUGGUGCUGCCUUCGUUUCAUUCCAAUAUGGAGCAACAAAAAAAUUAGAUGACGCUACGCCACAGCCUAAGGUAAAGUGCAGGAACAAGUCAGCAUGUUUACAGUGACAUAGCGCAUAGAGAUUUAAUGAUGUAACAAUUCAUCGUUUAAUAUUGAUUCUUAAGCUCAAGAUGUGUGUCGAAUUGCACGCGUAAGAAUGUUGUAGGACUCAUGUUUUGUAAUGGGUUCACGUGACCCUUACAGCCACUGGUGGCUGUUAACGUUCACCACAAUGAUUAGAAAAUAAUCUUCUGGAAUUGAGUUGUAACCCUCCACGUGACAACUGAGCAGUGAAACGCUAGGAAAAACUUGACUACCAAAACCAUUGAAUUACUUAAACGCGAGGCUUUUGUUGAGUGUCGGCAGAUUAAAGGGAUAAAAAAUGUGAUUUAGGUUUUCAACACCCAGCCACCUUUGAAAAAAUCAUUCACUAAACUAAAAGUGGAUUAUCGUCUUCCCAUGAAUUGAGCGUGGGUUAUCUUAACAGCAUAUAAAUUGAGGAGCAAAAUUGAGCACUCCUCAAUUGGUGAAUCAUACCUCUUAAUACCUCGUGCCUUACAAAAUUGUAAUGGAACCACAGGACAAAUGUGUAAUGUCAUACAUCUAAGGUUUACAGACAAUGCUGUACUAAGCGUAAGCCUUGGAAUAACUCACAUGCGUGGUACAGUAAGCGAGGUAUUGCAACCAUUAUCUGGCCAAUUAUCUGUUUAGAGGUGCACCUGAUUUAUAUGAGAAAGUAUUAAAAUCCAACGUGUUUGUAAUAUUCAAUUGGAUGUGUUCUUUCACAGUAAUAUUUCAAAACGUAAACGGCAAUGUCGGCCCUUUGUUGAUGACGCUGGAGUGCAACAAAUAUGAUUUUUUUUUUUAUCCUGCCGCUUCACGAAUUAUAAACUGCGGCUGUGAAGCUGCUCCAUUCUCUGCUCAAGCUUGAAAUACAACCUUGUAAUGCCUUGAGUGUCUUGACGAUUUUGAGUACAUGGCAGUGCACAGUAUUGACGACCAUUUGGUGUUAAAAGUUGAGCUUGUUUUUCUACAUACAAUGUAUUUAAAAUACCAAAACUAGUUGUAGUUUUUGUGUUUGUCUUUUGAAACAGUGCAAGGGCUGCAUGUUUGUGUUAUAUCUCCAAAGUGUUACAAUUGUCCUUAUUUCAAUGUGCUCAGCAUAAUGUCUAAAAUUAUUAUUUACAUUUUCAAAUGACAUUACUUCAACAGAGUUACAUAAGGAUAUAGCAGAAUUGUUGAAUCAUCCUUUAGAUAAUAAAAACAAGGUUCAGCAUGUUGAAUCACAUGAAAGCUGAAUUGGAAAAUUAUGUUUGCCAAAACAUUUGCAUUGCUUUGGAGUUAAUACCAGGGCUUGAUGUCAACUGGACCUGUCUCAGGCUAUUUCACUGGGUCGAGGUACAGAAGAUUGUGAGCUUGGAGAUCCAGGAAAAUAUUCCUGGACAAAUUAAGCCCUGGCUGAAAUCAUGACUAUUUACCAUUUCACUAAAAAAAUAUUAAGAAACUGCAUUCGCAGUGGCUCACAAGCCAAAACUUACAUAUAUUAAUAAUUCAUACUGCCAAAUAAAACAUAUAUAGUAGGGUGACACUUUGCACGAUGGCCCUUCUUUCAUAUUUGCUCUUAAGUGGCCAUUCUCUGAAAUGUCACCGACAUCAAGAACCACUUCCUUCUCGCCGACUCCCAACCAUUCACCUUCCUGGCUUCAACCUUCCACACUGGCGAUGGGGCCCAGAUCAUGAGGUUGCUGCUAUACCAGCCUUGAGUGGUGAAGCCGCCCUCCGACCGGACUCGACAGGGGUCUCGGGGACCCUCCCUCCACGCUGCUGACGAAGAUUGAGCGUUGGACGACAAUCAAAAUUUUUUUUAAAAGAAAUAAUCCUAAAUGUCAUCCCAUUAUGUAUGUUUCUGUUGUUCUAAAGCAGUGUGGCACUGUUUUUUGCGUACCAUUUAAAUGUUCAUUACAGCAGAGAUGCAGUUGGUUUGCUGUUGUGAAUGUAACAAUCUGCACGAUGUAAACUUGAGUCAGAAGUGGUUCAUUAUAACACUCCCAGGCAGUGCACGCCACCUUUGCAUGGUGCUAUUUCUUUUUGGACUAUAUUUUGCACUGUUUUUUCUGCCAUCUAUUAAAUAAAGUAUAAAUGCAGUUUUGCAUGCCUAGGUGCUGCCAUUAUUUCUUCCAGAAUUGUUUAGCGGUUAGAAAACAAAAACCCACGAUUUUUCUUGAUAUAUCAGCAUGUUUACUUAUUUGUUCCACUUGUGUUAUUCAUUAUACGCCUUGCUCGUGCAACUUCUCAAGGCAAUUCAUUGUGAAACAGUAUUCGAACCAAGACAAUAAAAGUAAAGUGACAACUUAAA
Molecule: messenger RNA, 5976 nt
Organism: Petromyzon marinus (sea lamprey)
Lineage: Eukaryota; Metazoa; Chordata; Hyperoartia; Petromyzontiformes; Petromyzontidae
Product: lysyl oxidase homolog 3A-like
Biological process (GO): collagen fibril organization; peptidyl-lysine oxidation
Cellular component (GO): membrane
Molecular function (GO): copper ion binding; protein-lysine 6-oxidase activity
Source: RefSeq, a predicted model, not a curated record